AUGCCAGGCACUUUUUUAAGCAUUGGCACUAAUAUUAAUGAUAUAUACUUUGAUAAUCUUGUUUUGGAUAACUUAUUACAAAGUGAUUCCACUUCAAAUACCUUAAUACAAAAUGAUUCUAGUUCUGAUAUCUUGCAAAAUGAUAGUAGAAUAGAAUUAAAUACAAUUAGUGAAAUGUGUUUAAAAGAAUUAUCAAUGUUACCUUGUUUAGAACAAAAGGAAUUAAUAGAGCUUGAAUCAAUAUGUCAACUUCUUAAACUAUUCGAAAUUGCUAUCUUAGUUCUUUCAAAGAACAGAUCAAAUUCGAUAUCUGAUGCACUAACAGUCAAUAAAUAUAGUGAAUUUGCUGCUGAACAAUAUAUUGAAAGCAUUCGACAAAAUAUAAUCAAAUAUGGAGCAAGAUAUAUAAAUACUGAUAUACAAUCAUUCUUAAUUGAAGUUGUUAAAAUUAAUUAA
Molecule: messenger RNA, 456 nt
Organism: Cetraspora pellucida
Lineage: Eukaryota; Fungi; Glomeromycota; Glomeromycetes; Diversisporales; Gigasporaceae
Source: the annotation of a GenBank genome assembly